CAACCAGUCCGUUCAGUGCUUCUGCCAAGUGGGAGGGAUAUGCCUUCUACCAGCCCAGCUUCAGGGACUCAUUGCCCUAUCUCCUCUUCCCUCUGUCUUCAGAGCCUAGAGCUGCCAGGGAGACCCACAGCUACUCUGUCUAUCCUAACUGGAAAUCUCUCUUCUCCCGGACCCCCCAGGAAACCUUCCAAUGGCUCCAGAGCUGGCCCUAAAGCAAGACUAGAGGCCAAAUCAGUCAACAGCCCUCUCCCUGCCCAACCCAGCUUGGCCCAGAUCACCCAGUUCCGAAUGAUGGUGUCCCUGGGACAUUUGGCCAAAGGAGCCAGCCUGGAUGAUCUUAUUGACAGCUGCAUUCAAUCUUUUGAUGCAGAUGGGAACCUGUGUCGAAGUAACCAGCUGUUACAAGUCGUGCUGACCAUGCACCGAAUCAUCAUCUCAUCAGCCGAGCUGCUACAAAAACUCAUGAGCUUAUAUAAGGAUGCCUUGGAGAAGAAUUCUCCAGGAAUUUGCUUGAAAAUCUGCUAUUUUGUCAGGUAUUGGAUAACAGAAUUCUGGAUCAUGUUCAAAAUGGAUGCCAGCUUGACCAGUGCCAUGGAAGAGUUUCAGGACCUGGUGAAAAGCAAUGGUGAAGAGUCCCACUGCCGCCUGAUUGACACUACGCAAAUUAAUUCUCGAGACUGGUCCAGGAAACUGACUCAAAGGAUAAAAUCAAAUACCAGCAAGAAGCGGAAAGUCUCCCUGCUGUUUGACCAUCUGGAACCUGAGGAACUGUCUGAGCACCUCACCUACCUUGAGUUCAAGUCCUUCAGAAGGAUUUCUUUCUCUGAUUAUCAAAAUUACCUUGUAAAUAGCUGCGUGAAGGAGAACCCCACCAUGGAGCGGUCCAUUGCCCUGUGCAAUGGCAUCUCCCAGUGGGUACAACUGAUGGUUCUCAGCCGUCCCACCCCACAGCUCCGGGCAGAGGUCUUCAUCAAGUUCAUCCACGUGGCUCAGAAGCUCCACCAGCUACAGAACUUCAACACGCUAAUGGCUGUGAUAGGGGGACUGUGUCACAGCUCCAUCUCCAGGCUCAAGGAGACAAGUUCACACGUACCACAUGAGAUCAAUAAGGUUCUGGGUGAGAUGACUGAACUGCUGUCCUCCUGCAGAAACUAUGACAACUACAGGCGGGCCUAUGGGGAGUGCACCCACUUCAAAAUCCCCAUACUGGGAGUGCACCUCAAGGACCUCAUUUCCCUGUAUGAAGCCAUGCCUGACUAUCUGGAGGAUGGGAAGGUGAACGUCCAGAAGCUCCUGGCCCUUUACAAUCAUAUCAAUGAAUUGGUCCAGUUGCAAGAGGUGGCCCCACCUUUGGAUGCCAAUAAGGACUUGGUGCAUCUGCUGACGUUAUCCCUGGACCUAUACUACACAGAAGAUGAAAUCUAUGAGCUUUCCUAUGCCCGAGAACCAAGGAACCACAGAGCCCCGCCACUAACCCCUUCGAAGCCUCCGGUUGUAGUGGACUGGGCCUCUGGUGUAUCUCCGAAACCUGACCCGAAGACCAUCAGCAAACAUGUCCAGAGGAUGGUGGAUUCCGUCUUCAAGAACUAUGAUCUUGACCAGGAUGGGUACAUCUCUCAGGAGGAGUUUGAAAAGAUUGCUGCGAGCUUCCCAUUCUCCUUCUGUGUGAUGGACAAAGACAGGGAAGGCCUUAUCAGCAGGGACGAGAUCACGGCCUACUUCAUGCGGGCCAGCUCCAUCUACUCCAAGCUCGGCCUGGGCUUUCCUCACAACUUUCAAGAGACCACCUACCUGAAGCCCACUUUCUGUGACAACUGUGCUGGCUUUCUCUGGGGAGUGAUCAAGCAAGGUUAUCGCUGUAAAGACUGUGGAAUGAACUGCCAUAAACAGUGCAAAGAUCUGGUGGUGUUUGAAUGCAAGAAGCGAAUCAAGAGCCCAGCAGUAUCCACAGAGAAUAUUAGCUCUGUGGUGCCAAUGUCCAACCUUUGCCCACUGGGAACCAAAGAUCUGCUCCAUGCACCCGAGGAAGGAUCUUUUAUAUUCCAAAAUGGGGAGGCUGUGGAUCACAGCGAGGAGAGCAAGGAUCGGACCAUCAUGCUCCUGGGCGUGUCCUCACAGAAGAUUUCAGUUAGGCUGAAGAGGACUGUUGCCCACAAGACCACCCAGACAGAGUCGUUCCCUUGGGUGGGCGGCGAGGUGCCUGCUGGUCACUUUGUGCUGUCUUCCCAAAGGAAGCCACCACAGGAUACUCUUUUUGUGCUUCCCAGUCCCACGUCCCCAUGCCCCAGCCCAGUACUGCUCCGAAAGCGGGCCUUCGUCAAGUGGGAGAACAAGGAAUCGCUUAUAAAACCCAAACAGGAGCUUCACCUCCGGCUCCGGACCUACCAAGAACUGGAACAGGAAAUAAAUACCCUAAAAGCAGAUAACGAUGCACUGAAAAUCCAACUGAAGUACGCACAGAAGAAAAUAGAGUCCCUUCAGCUUGCGAAAAGCAAUCAUGUCUUAGCACAGACAGAUCGGGGUGAUUGUUCCUAAUCCAGAUAUCCAAGGUACAGACUCCGUGGAGGAGUAUACUAGGAUCUCACUUCAAAAACAGACUGCAGAGGUUUGGGCAACUUUGGAUUAACAGCCUUGAAAAGAGGAAAGCCAGCCAUUAUUGCCAGCAUCAUUGUUUUUGUUGUUGUUUUGUUUUAGAAUAUUCUUAAUGUGAGUCAUUGGUUUUUAGUCAGUUGACUCAAUGGGAAGAAAAGUUCAAGUAUGUAAAGCUUUGAGCAUUCAUAUUAAAAGCCUUUUCUUUCUUUACCGGAACCAAUAACAAACAAGUGCUAAAAUAAGACCAUGGUUUCCUGAUAGUGUCUCAGGCAGUCUGCUUUACUGAGUUAUAGAUAAAACGUCCCUGGAGAGUCAAUUGCUGCCUUCCCCAGGGUUUCUGCGAACUAAGAGAUUUACUUUGUUCUACCCAAAGUCUGUUCAUAAUGGAAACAAUACCCAAAAGUGGUGACUUUGACAUGCCUGCAUUAUUUGUGAAACUGAUCCCCACUUCACUACCUCAGGUCCGAUCAAGAGCCUCCUUCCCAGUCCACCCUCACUUGCUUGUUGCCACAUCAGCAUAUCUAACUAGAAGUGAACUAGAGAUGUAGCCUGGUUAUAAAUCCAGGGCUUUUUAAUUGCACCUGACAUUAUCCAAUUGCAGGUCAACUCAUAACUCUAGGUCUUAGUCAUCAUGAAAAACAAACUAAAUCGUACUAUCCACAAACAGCAAUUACCAUGUCAUACACAGCUAAUUAGCUAAGACAACAACAUAAACAUGUUUGUCCAGAUAUUCUCUAGUGGGUACAAUUAAGAAUCCAUGAUAUUUUAAUAGAAAUGUUCUGUGGACAGUGUUUAAUUCUUCAUAUUUGACUUUCUCUCACUCUUUUAAAAAUUAUCCUAAGGUUUUCUUUUGAACUGAAUUUGUGCUUAAACUGUCUUCACUUUUACUAUCUAGAAAUAAGCUAACAGAAAUGAUGGCUUGAACAGCUGACAGCAUGUAUAUAUGUACAGAAUAUGUAUAUACAGUAUCAGGCAUGCAGGUAGCUUGGACUUUUCAUUUAGAGAAUGCAGAUGUGAAUCAAAUACCUUUUAGUCAUUUACACAAAAUCACAAAUAUAGUCCUGUUCGUUAUAAGACAAACUGCUAACAAUAUAAAUUGUAUUGUUUUGCAAUACCAUGA
Molecule: messenger RNA, 3712 nt
Organism: Phodopus roborovskii (desert hamster)
Lineage: Eukaryota; Metazoa; Chordata; Mammalia; Rodentia; Cricetidae
Gene: Rasgrp1
Product: RAS guanyl releasing protein 1
Exons: 16
Coding region: 40-2535 (831 amino acids)
Biological process (GO): Ras protein signal transduction; positive regulation of GTPase activity
Cellular component (GO): plasma membrane
Molecular function (GO): calcium ion binding; guanyl-nucleotide exchange factor activity
Source: RefSeq, a predicted model, not a curated record